AUGGCCCUCCCUUUGGAAUGCGACGUGCUGGUCGCUGGUAGCGGCAACGCUGGGUUUUCCGCUGCCAUCUCAGCAGCAGAAUGUGGCGCCAGGCAUGUUGUCUUGAUCGAAAAGUCCCCGGAGGAAUGGGCUGGAGGCAAUACAUUCUUCACCGCAGGCGCAUUCCGUACCGUGCACGGCGGCGUCAGUGAUCUUCUUCCGAUCGUGAACAAUGUCGACAGGGAAACCGCUCAGAUGAUUGAUAUGGAGCCCUAUGCUCCCAAGGACUUCACCCACGACCUCCUCCGGAUGACAGCAAACCGGACAGACCCCGAACUCAGCAAGAUCCUCGUCCAAGACUCGAAUGCCACCGUCAAGUGGCUUGCACGCCACGGUGUGAGAUUCCAAUUGUCUUACAAUCGCCAGGCCUACAAGGUAGAUGGCCGGUACAAGUUCUGGGGAGGAAUGUCGCUAAAGACCGAAGACGGCGGCAAGGGCCUUAUCCAAGACCAUCUGACGGCCGCUCGCCGUCUCGGCGUCACCGUUCUCUACUCAACUCCUCUAAAGGGCCUGAUCAAGGAUCCCAGCACCGGAGCCGUCAUUGGAGCCCGCGUCGAAUACAAGGGCCAGGAGCGCAUCGUCAAGACCAAGGCCGUAAUCAUGGCCGCAGGCGGAUUUGAGGCCAAUCCUCGAAUGAGAGCUCAGUAUCUCGGCCCCGGAUGGGACAUGGCCCUCGUGCGCGGCACGCCUUUCAACGUCGGUGACUGCCUAGAAACCGCCAUUCGCGACGUCUCCGCCAAACAAGCUGGGAACUGGUCCGGCUGCCACUCCGUUGCCUGGGACGCCAACGCUCCCGCCAACACCGGCGAUCGCGAAAUCUCAAACCAAUUUACCAAAUCCGGCUAUCCCCUCGGCCUCAUGAUCAACUCCGAAGGCCACCGCUUCGUCGACGAAGGCGUCGAUCUGCGCAACUACACCUAUGCCAAAUUCGGCAGAGCCAUCCUCGCCCAGCCGGACCAUGUGGCUUUCCAGAUCUGGGACCAGCAGACCAUCCCCUGGCUGCGGUCGGAGGAAUACCGGCCGGAAAUCGUCGAGCACAUCGCCGGUUCCACGAUCGAGGAGCUCGCGGAGAAUUGCGCCCGGCGCGGGCUACACAGCAAGGAGAAAUUCAUCAAGACCAUCAGGGACUACAACGAGGCUGUUUAUCGCUCUAGAAAGCAGAACCCUGGCGGGAAGUGGAAUCCGGCCAUCAAAGACGGACUGUCUACCCAGUCGCAAGCUGGUGGGCUCGUUCUUGCGAAGACAAACUGGGCCCUCCCCCUGGAUCAGGGACCUUUCCUCGCCGUCAAGGUCUCGUGCGGUAUUACUUUUACUUUCGGUGGAUUACAAGUCAACCCACAGACAGCCGCCGUGAUCUCCUCGGCGUCCAAUGAGGAAGUUCCUGGCUUGUACUGCGUUGGAGAGAUGCUGGGUGGAUUGUUCUAUGGCAACUAUCCUGGUGGUAGCGGAUUGACUGCCGGUGCGGUGUUUGGUCGCAGAGCUGGAGCCGCUGCUGCUAGUGCUAGUGUUGCGGAGGAGAGUAUGGCGACUCGAGCAAGGCUAUAA
Uncinocarpus reesii 1704 is the source of this 1584-nucleotide messenger RNA. RefSeq lists its product as uncharacterized. The transcript has a single exon. The record is from RefSeq and is a predicted model, not a curated record. NCBI's taxonomy places the organism in Eukaryota, Fungi, Ascomycota, Eurotiomycetes, Onygenales, Onygenaceae. The coding region runs from base 1 to 1584 and encodes 527 amino acids.